Quercus lobata is the source of this 2241-nucleotide messenger RNA. RefSeq lists its product as uncharacterized. The record is from RefSeq and is a predicted model, not a curated record. The coding region runs from base 1494 to 1856 and encodes 120 amino acids. NCBI's taxonomy places the organism in Eukaryota, Viridiplantae, Streptophyta, Magnoliopsida, Fagales, Fagaceae. The transcript is spliced from 3 exons.
AUGCCCUUAGGGCAGCUAUUUAUUUAUUUUUUCUUUAAAAAAUAAAUAGAUCAUCCGCAAAUUACAAAUGAUUAACUUUUGGACAAGCCCUUGCCACCUUAAAGACCAAUUUUUUUUUUCACCUUCUACUUGCUAAAGAAGUCUUGACAAUACUUCCAAUCCUAUAAUGUAUAGGAAAAGAGAUAAAGAAUUUCCUUGUCUCAAACCUCUUGAUGGUUUGAUAAAACCAAAAAUUAAGAUUGGGAAUAAGUAAAAAGAGUUGCACUCCCUAAGUAAUCCCAACUAUUGGUUGCCUAAUGCAAGACAUAUUACUAACCUGAAUAGAAAGCUCCACUCCAUUCUAGCAUAGACCUUCUCCAUAUCCAAAAUGAAGCUACCAAUACAAAAGGCACACUACCCCAACACAAAUAACCAAGGUAGUCAUCAUACAAGUUCACAUAUUUGCAACAAAAUUAUUAUCCCACAUGCAUGUUGGUUCUCAAUUGUCCUUACAUUACGGCUUUUUUUAACUAUUUGAGACUCUACUGGCAAUUAUGUUCUGUGAUGUCAUUUUUUUUAAUGGUUUUGUUGGUGUAUAUCUUCUUUUCAAAUUCCAAAUAGCAUGUUCAAUGCCACCUGUUUGAGGAGGGAAGUUAUUUUAUAAUAUAUUUUCCAUAUAUUUUAUUAAUCUAAAAUUUGAUAUCAUUGUAUCCUUGACUUUAGCCUCAAUCAUGAAUAUUUGCCUAUCUAAUUAGUCAACAAUGAGGUCUACACUUACACUACAUAUUCUACCAAAAAAAAAAAAAAAACACACACACACACACACACACAAUAUACAUCAAAGCACUUACAACCACACCUAAACUCAUACUCAAUUUCAUAACUUGCUUGGGUGUUAUUUUGUGAUUGGAUUUCAAUAGUUACACAUAGGAUUCACACAUAAACUUAAUAAAAAAUAACAAAAAAUUUGGGUGCACCAAUCACAAGGUGACAUUUAACUAUGUUAUGAAUUUGGGUGUGGUACUAAACUUUCUCCACUAAGGUGCACAUUUAUUCCCAUCACUCUGUUUCUCUGGCAAAAAUGGCCCAUUACCAUCAAUUUUGGAAAUAAUUUGCCCAAAAACACUGUUUCUGAAGUAUAUAGCCCGCUUUCUCGGGUACUCGAGCUCAGAGCUCGAGUACCAUGUUUUUUUAAUCCACCCUGACCUGCUGACAUGUGAGGUACACAGCCCUAAAAACACACUAUUAUCUCUCACUUCUCACUCUCACUUACCCAGAACACACUCUCACUCUCACUUACACCUAAACAUACAAACCCCAAACCCUCACACCAUCGGCGGCAGAAAACCCUUCGGCGGCGACCUCUCAGCUCUCUCACUGUCUUAAGAGACUGAAACGACGUCGUUGUGAUCUGUUUCGUGUAUCGAUGAUGGUCGGGGGAGUGGAAUCGUGGUCUCCGUCGCCGUCGCCUUUAAGGGAGAGGGGAAGGGAAAGCGGUGGUUGUUGGAGGAUCGAUGGUAAUGGACUUUCCGUUGGAUGACAGUGGUGCGACGGCGUUUUCGUCCUCCUCUUCUUCUUCGCCCUUUCUCCACCCAAAUUGCCUCGCAGGCUUCGCCGGAGACUCUCGGAGUUUAAGUCCCCGCAGAACUGUACUGUCGAAGAUAUCGAAGCGAAGCUCCGCCACGCUGAUCUUCGCCGCCAGCAAUGCGAUGGGAAAUUGUCAAACAAGGCUCGAGCAAAGCCCAGAAGCCCAUCACGGUCCUCAUCUAAUGAGGAAGAUCUUGGUUAGCGCCUUGAAGCGAAGCUCCAAGCUGCUGAGCAGAAGAGUAAUCCAUUAUGGGCAGCAAGUUGGUGCCGAGUUCAGUACAACAAAGUGAGCUGAGCGUGUUAACCAUGUCCAACCUCGACAUCAUGAACCACAUUUACGCAACCCAUGUUCAUGGUGACGAAAAGUUUGAUGUUGAGUCUCUUUUCGUUCUCGUCGAAAACAUCCUUAAGCGUGCCACCCUAAUUGUUGACCAUGUUGCACUGGUACACUACCAUAAUUCUUUAUUAGAAUAAGAUGCUCUCUCUCUCUCUCUCUUGUUUAUUUUCUUUUUCCUAAAACGGAAUUUUAACUUGGACUGAAGCAUUCCAUAGUUUGGAAUACACUAUAGUGAGGUAGGGUAGCCAUUACUUUUACCAAAGAAAUUGAAAAACCACUUCAGCCUUAACGAAGUGGAAUAAGCACACAAGGUUGCUUUACAUUUUUGUUUCUUUAAA